This is a messenger RNA of Cucumis sativus (cucumber), 1734 nucleotides long. RefSeq lists its product as hypothetical. Lineage: Eukaryota; Viridiplantae; Streptophyta; Magnoliopsida; Cucurbitales; Cucurbitaceae. The record is from RefSeq and is a predicted model, not a curated record. The transcript has 8 exons. Bases 201 to 1457 code for a protein of 418 amino acids.
UUUCUGGGCAGCCAUAAUUCUUAAAAUAUUAAUAUCUCUCUUCUCUCUCUCUCUCUCUUUCUCUCUCUGCUAAGUCAUGCUCUAAAACACACUUAUUGAGAAAUUAGCUGCUCCCAUUCUUCACAAUUUCUCAAAAUUUUCUUUUCAAUUCCAUAAAGUUCUCUUACUUUUUAGUUUUUCGUCUCAAAAUUUCACUGAAAAUGGGUGUUCUUAAGCUCCUCUUCCUUUUCCUCUUAAUGCUGGUUUCUUUAACUCUCCCCACGGUGGGCGGAAAAACCACGCUUCACCGCCAUCGUCACCGCCGCCGUCGCCUUGAAGUUCACUCCCACUUGAAGAAACUGAAUAAACCUGCUGUGAAAUCCAUAAAGAGUCCAGAUGGGGAUAUUAUUGAUUGUGUUCGUAUGGCUCAUCAACCAGCUUUUGAUCAUCCUCUUCUCAAAAACCACACAAUUCAGAUGAGACCAACUUUUCAUCCAGAAGGAGGGAUUUUAAGUGACAGUAAAGUGUCAAUAAAAGGUUCAAAAUCAGAGGAUAUAACUCAAUUAUGGCACUUAAAAGGAAAAUGUCCAAAAGGGACAAUUCCCAUUAGAAGAACAAAAAAAGAAGACAUUUUAAGAGGAAAUUCAGUGAAAAGCUAUGGAAAAAAGAAGCCUUAUGCAACUGUGAAACCAAACUCCAUUGAAGUUGAUCUUAAUGGACAAAAUGGACAUCAGCAUGCAAUCAUAUAUGUUGAAGGAGGACAAUACUAUGGAGCUAAAGCAACUAUUAAUGUUUGGUCACCAAAAAUUCAACAAACAAAUGAAUUUAGCCUCUCACAGAUCUGGAUUCUUGGAGGAACUUUUGGGCAAGAUCUUAAUAGUAUUGAAGCUGGUUGGCAGGUCAGCCCUGAUUUGUAUGGAGAUAAUAACACUCGACUUUUCACUUAUUGGACCAGUGAUGCAUAUCAAGCAACUGGUUGCUAUAAUUUGCUGUGUUCUGGGUUUGUUCAAAUCAAUAAUGAAAUAGCAAUGGGUGCCAGCAUUUUUCCUAUUUCUUCCUACAAAAGUUCUCAAUAUGACAUCAGCUUGCUCAUUUGGAAGGACCCUAAAGAAGGAAACUGGUGGAUGCAAUUCGGAAAUAAGUACGUUUUAGGGUAUUGGCCGGCCUUCUUAUUUUCUUAUCUCACCGACAGCGCCUCCAUGAUCGAAUGGGGCGGCGAAGUCGUUAACUCUGAAUCCGACGGCCAACAUACUUCCACCCAGAUGGGUAGCGGCCACUUCCCCGGUGAGGGCUUCGGCAAAGCCGGCUACUUCCGUAACAUUCAGAUUGUAGGAGAAUCAAACAGCCUAAGGGCGCCGGAGGACAUAGGAAUUUUCACGGAGCAACCAAGUUGUUACGAUGUUCAGAACGGCAAGUCCGACGACUGGGGCAAUUAUUUCUUCUACGGCGGUCCGGGCAGAAAUCCUAACUGCCCCUAAUUUGGAUUCUUCUUCAAUAUAAUUAUAUAUAUAUAGUGUUAUAAAUAUAUAUAUAUAAAUGCAUUUCUUGUGCAUUAUUAUUAAUUAUAUUUUAGUGGGGGUUUUUUUUUUUUUCUUUAGAUGUUUUAACUGAUGAUUAAAGCUUUUUUUUCUUUCUUCUUCUUAAUUUGUUUGUUUUCUCUAAAGCUUAGAAACAGAGAGGCUGAUGAUUUGUUUUAUCUCUUUGGAAAAUGUGUAUAAGCUAGUGUGCUUUAUUUUCUCUUAUUUCUUCUUUCCA